Myiozetetes cayanensis is the source of this 6249-nucleotide messenger RNA. It is a transcript of the gene RAB11FIP2, whose product is annotated as RAB11 family interacting protein 2. Gene Ontology annotation, molecular function: small GTPase binding. NCBI's taxonomy places the organism in Eukaryota, Metazoa, Chordata, Aves, Passeriformes, Tyrannidae. The record is from RefSeq and is a predicted model, not a curated record. Bases 164 to 1696 code for a protein of 510 amino acids. Gene Ontology annotation, biological process: regulated exocytosis. Gene Ontology annotation, cellular component: endosome; phagocytic cup. The transcript has 6 exons.
GGCGCGGCCGGGACCCGCGGGCUGGGCACGGACACCCGCGGCCCGCGGCGCUAGGGCGGGCACCGGCCCGACCCCGGCAGGUGUGUGCGCCCUAAGUGCCCUCAGGCGGCCCCCGCGGGGCUGACAGACCCUGUGCCCGCUGUCGCUGCUGCGAUCCGCAAAGAUGAUGCUGGCAGAGCAAGCCCAGAAGUGGUUCCCAACUCACGUGCAAGUUACGGUCCUUCAAGCCAAAGGUCUGAAGCCAAAAGGUAAAAAUGGCAGUAACGAUGCCUACACCAUCAUCCAGCUGGGCAAGGAGAAGUACUCCACCUCGGUGGCAGAGAAGACCCUGGAUCCCAUCUGGAAGGAAGAGGCCUCCUUCGAGCUCCCUGGAUUACUCAUGCAGGAGAAUCCAGAAAAAUACAUCCUGUACCUGAUUGUCAUGCACAGGUCGCUGGUGGGGCUGGACAGGUUUUUGGGACAGGUGGCCAUAAGCCUGAAUGAUGUAUUUGAAGACAAGCAAAGGCGGAAAACAGAGUGGUUUCCCCUGGAGUCCAGACAAGGGAAGAGAACUAAAGACAGAGGAGAAAUAAAGGUCAAUAUUCAGUUUAUGAGGAAUAACAUGACAGCAAGUAUGUUUGAUUUGUCAAUGAAGGACAAAACCAAAUCCCCUUUUGCUAAGCUAAAAGACAAAAUGAAGGGCCGAAAAAACGACGGGACGUUUUCGGAUACAUCCUCUGCAAUCAUCCCAAGCACUCACAUACCUGAUGCAAACGUAGAGGUGUGCAGUGGUGAAGUACAGAUGAAAUCCAAACCAAAAAAACCUUUCCUUUUGGGACCUCAGAGGUUGUCCUCAGCCCAUUCGAUGUCAGAUUUGACGGGACCACACGUCUCCUCGGAGAAGAUGAAAUCCGGCACCGUCGGCUACUCCCACCUCUUCAGGCGCCAGCUGGAGUCCUUUGGGUCGGUUGAUGAAGGUGGGAGUCUAAAAUCUCCACACAGAAGGACAUUAAGUGUUGAUACUUCUAAAAUGAACCAGCUUGACAGCACAGUUGAUGAAGCUGCACUUGAAGCACAAAAUGACCCAUUUACCAACGUGAGUGCUUCGUUACCCCAAAAAUUUGCCACACUGCCAAGACAGAGGAACCCGUUUGAAGAGAGCCCAGCCACGUGGGAUCAGAACAUAACUCUGUUUUCCAAGCCCGUGGAAAUCAGGAAAGAACUUAAAAAAGAGAAAAAGGAGAAAGUUAGUCUGUUUGAAAGAGUGACUGGAAAAAAAGAUAGCAAGAGGUCAGAUAAACUCAGCAAUGGGGGAUCAGACGGUUCCGCUGACCCGAAAUCGCCCGGUGCGUUCGGGGAAGCUCAUCAGGAGAGUUUUGAUUAUGAGCCGACUAAUCCGUUUAUGACGAACUUCAGGCCCACGAGCAUGUUGCCAUCUUCAAGUUUUCAUAUGAAUCCUUCUGGCAUUGAGGAUCUCAGGAAAAAAUCGGAAGGAAACCCUUUCGACGCCACUGCUGGAUACCGUAACCUUACCUACGAAGAGGUUUUGCAGGAGCUGGUGAAGCAUAAAGAGCAACUUAAGAAGAAGGACACCCAUAUUCGUGAACUUGAGGAUUACAUUGACAAUCUUCUUGUCCGAGUAAUGGAGGAAACACCCAGUAUUCUCAGAGUGCCAUAUGAACCUUCUCGGAAAGCGGGAAAAUUUUCCAAAAGCUGAGAUAGCGGUACUUGAUGGUACUUCCUGCUGAAUACUUUGGUGGAAGGAAAUCACACUUUAAUAUUUUGACUUCUCUUCAUCCUUUUUCUCCUAAGAAAUUCCAGGAAUCACCUUCCAGGGAGAAGGGACAGUGGCGUAGGGGUUUUCUUUUUUUUUUUUUACUCAAACACUAGCAGGGACUGCCAAAAGUAAUACUCUGUUAAAUUACCUAAGUAACUUUUUUUUUUCUUUUCGAAAACACCUUUAGGUACAGAAUACUUAAAAUGGAGUUAAUAAUACACAUUAAAUAUGUCCUUGCAGUUUAUAUAAUAGCUUAGCGUGCUCCAUGUGGCAGUUUCAGCUGGGAAGCCUGUGCUGUUACGGAUGUUUUCUUGAAUGAUUAUUGGUGUAUCAGUUCUUUUAUUACAGCAUGCCAUCAAGACCACUGUUUUCAAGCCAGUGUAAUAUUCUACUAAAGCUAAGUGUGGUUUAUUGCAAUGGAGUGCAGUUCUACACAUAUUAGAGGGGAACAGUGAUGCACAAUCUUUGCAGAGUAAAUGCUGUAUUCUAUACAAUGUGCUUUUUAUAUAACAGUGUAAAAGAACCCGUGCCAUUUCUGUAAUGGCAUAUGCUGGAACCAGUUAUUUUACACUUAAAUGCUGAAUUUUGUGUAUGGUGAGUGAACUUUGGUAGUGAGCUCAUGACAUAAGGUUGUUCCGAGGAUCUUUUUGUAUGAAGUUACUGCAUGCCUUUUUAUGUGUUAAAGUCCUUUGAACAGUGUUAAUAGAGUCAGAGGUAGGACUGGAGAGAAGUAUGGAAUGAAAACAUGAAUACUUUUGUUCAGUCAAAGUCUACUGCAAUGAAAAUGUGGCAGAAAUGGAGAGGCUGACUUAAAUAGACACGAUAAUUCAAAAAAUGUAGAACUGACUCAAUGUAAAGUUGAGUUUUACAUGAUAUAUGUCUUAACUUUUUAAAUCUUAUGACAACAAAGUAUAUGCCUUUAGAAAUAGGCCAUGUUGCUUAAACACGUAUAGAGUACUUAGACUUUUCAUUAAAAUAUCUGUAUCCAUGUAAAUAGUUCUAAAAGUCAGUUUUCAUUGAGGCAAAUGAAAGAAGAAUGUAGUAAAGAUCUUCUUGAUCAUUUAAUAAUUGUUUAUGGAAUGACAUAUGAAAACAGUAUCUGUUAUCCAAUGAAUUGGCAAACUACAGUGAUGUUUGUGCAAUGGGAUAAUACUGUAGGAGAAGAAUCCUCAAAAUAUCAUCAUAAGGAGAUUUUAAUUUCCUUAAUAAGAAUCUCAGUUGGAUUGUCUGUUGCUGUGAAACAGUAAGAUAAUAUUAACAAGUACAGAGAAUAUUUUAGGUUUGGUUUUAAGAAAGCUGUCUUUUCCUUUUCUUUUUCUUUUCUUGAUCCGUUGGUUUUUUUCUUACAGCACCAUGAAAUGGCUGUUGAUGAGGUGGCAGAAAAGCUUGAAAUGAAAUUCCAAUUUUUUGUUGUCGUUGUAAAAGACUUAAAUAUAUGUUCAUUUUUAAAACUGCAUAAAUUGGUAAUAUCUUGAAUAAUUUUAAGUGAAGAAGUUGUAUCUGAAUGCCUUGGACGCCGUUAGUAUUGUAUGGCAGCACAGAAUCAUUCCUGUUAGAAAAAAAGCUGCUUUGUACAAAUGUUCUCAGAUUUCAUUUACCUAUUUUGGGCUUUUUCUCCUUUAUUUCCUUCUUUUAUUUAGCAGGUACCUCCCAUCCCCCUAGUGCUGUCCCCAGAAUGUGUCAGCCUGAGUGUUCCCAGCCCGCCCUGGGAUCCCUCAGCGCAGAUCCCGGUGCCUGGAGGGGCCUGAGAGAUCCCAGCCCUGCCCUGCAGAGCUCUGCACUCCAGGGCUGUGCACAGAACCCCCUCACUCAUCACGCUGUGUCCCUCUCAGCCCAAGGAUUUAUCAAGUUCAGUACCUCAUCAACCACUGAAUGUUCUUUCUGACCCCCUUCAGCUCUAAAUGACUGUAAAUUUGUUGUGAUGUAUUCCAAGUGCCAAAGGUUGUGUACUGGGGUACGGUACAUUUACUGGUGGAAGUUAGGUUUUGCACUCAAUUAGAUUUUAAUUUCCUAAUUACACCAAGAUGUAUUUCAGUUACUCAGUAUUUCCAUAAAAAUUCUUAAACAUUUUCAAAUGUUGGCCGAAGCAAGUGGUUUUCUCAUGUUAAUGGGGAGUGUUUGUGCAAUUGUUUGGAAUUCCACAGUCAUUUUCAGCUAACUGGUAUGAGACCAUCUCUAGUAUCUACACUGCUUAAAUCAUAGACACCAGUGGGGAUUAACAAGUAAACUAACCAGAGAAUAUGCUCCAACGACUUUUCACAUGCAAGCCAACUUAUAAUUAUUAAAAUGAAACUCUACUAUAUUUAGCACCUCUGAAAUCACUUCUUUUAGAAUGUAAAUGUAGAAUAUCAAACUGCAUAAUUGACUAAAAGCAGAUCGUUUGACAUAUUUGCAUACCAAGAACGAUAAGCAGAUUAAAGGUAGCGAAAAGAUCAAUUUUUGUGCAUUAGUGAAGAAAUUUAGUGAAGCUUUGAAUGUACUAUCUAGUCUUUAUCUGAUCUGUAUGUUAAAUAAAAGCACCUUUUGUUUCUAACAGUUUGUCAAGAAAGAGGGGAGAAUGACAAAUGCAAUUUAGGAAAAGGUAAAGGUAAAGUUAUUUAGGGAGGCAGAAUGGGACAUUUACAACUAUGAAGACAUUUUUGUAGGGUUCUUUUAGGUAAAGAUAUAGGCUGCUUUUGGAGCAGUUCCUGAAAGACUACAGACACGUUUUCUGUUUAGGUUCUAUAUUUUGAGAUCAUUUUUGAAAAGCAUCUUCACCCCACAUGUGUUUUUUGAAUCAUGCAGCUUUCAAAUUAAACCAUUUCAUGCAGAGUAAUUUAUAUGUUGAAAACAAAGAAAGUUCUGUUUCUCCCAUAGAAUAAAAUUGUAAACUUUCUUGCACAUCGUUUUAAAACCAUAAUAACUUGCUACUUACAGUCAGUUUUUCUUACCCUUUAAAACGUAGGAAUGAAAAUUUUGAACAUCUCCAUAUUAUUUUGAUUUUUUCUCUCAAAAAUUAGCAUAGGAGUUCAUCCAUGCAUGCACUGUACUUUGAAAUUAUCCUUUGAAACAGCUCUGCUCAUAGCCAUGUGUUUGCUUACUUUAAAGGACAAAUAUGAAGGCCAUACUUUAUUGUUGUAAGCAAGAAAUUUAAACUUUUUGCCAUUCAAGAAGGAUGUUUAAUAUUUAUAUAUGUUACCUCUUGCUGCUGUAUUUUAUGUUUAGCUUGGUUUUCCACCUACUAAUGAAUGUAGCAUUCUCCCUAGAUCAUCCAUAACUCCAUUUAUUGCUGUUGGCUCUGUGUCAAGAACUAUUUGUAGUUUUCCAGCUGUGAAAAACGUUGCCUUGCAUUUAGAAAGGUUUCAUGAUUUGGGGACCUAAUGAAAAUCAUGCUGAUUAGCUACUAGUCUGCAUUUCCUUCUGUAGAGGAUGCCCUUUCCUAGAUGCAUCCUGAAGCAAACAGAACUGCUGUCUUAACGUGUUUACUGCUGCACUGGAGGUUUAUUGACACUUCCAGCUUUACAGACAGGUUACUGUCCCGCAUCAGCUGUGUAAAGUGAGCUGGUGCUUUCCCCUCUUUCUGUAGCUGUUGCUGCUGUGGGGCUGCUGGAGGCGUUGGCUGGGGCUCCUGCAGGGAUGGGGAGCAGCUUGCUCUCUCCCAGGUUCCUGGUGAAGGAUCAGAGUGCAGCUUGCUCUCUCCCAGGUUCCUGGUGAAGGAUCAGAGUGCAGCUUGCUCUCUCCCAGGUUCCUGGUGAAGGAUCAGAGUGCUGCUUGCUCUCUCCCAGGUUCCUGGUGAAGGAUCAGGGUGCUGCUUGCUCUCUCCCAGGUUCCUGGUGAAGGAUCAGGGUGCUGCUUGCUCUCUCCCAGGUUCCUGGUGAAGGAUCAGAGUGCUGCUGUGUAGAGGAUGCUGGAUUUGAGGGUCUGUUGGCACUUUGGGUAGGAAACCCUGUUUUCAGGGGUUUGUAACUGAAAAAUGUAGAUACAGUCACAGGAAGUAUUUAAUAUGCAAUGGGCAGCACUUUAAUGUGUUUGUGAAGGGUUUUGAGAUUUGUUUCCCAUGAAGGAAUCCCUGAAGCACGGUGGGCAUUUGCUGUAUCUUUUAUAAUUUCUAUGCUGAAGAAGCCACUGUAUGUUACGAGUGGUAGAGCCAUUCCUGUUCAUCUUAGAAGCUUCCAGGUGUCCUGUAUUACAGUGUGCUGUAAAAAGCUGAAGAUCCAGGUUAUAUAGCAAGUCUGUGAAAGAUACGAACAUUACUUAUAACUGAAGGGUUUAUUUUGUCUCGUGCAAUCAGUGGUAGUUUGUCUACAUUUAAUAAUGGUACAGAAUCAUAACUAUGUGCACUUACGAGAACUAUGAACUUAGAAUGCAUGAAAAACUUUAUUUUUGUUUCAUUAUUGCGAGUUCAGAUCCUUUUAAUUUGAUUAAAAUGUUAUCUUAAUAUUUUAAUUUUUGUUCAUCAAAUAAAUAUCUGCAUGUCUAACACUAAUAAAGCACCACAAUGCACUACCACAGUA